Molecule: messenger RNA, 1362 nt
Organism: Dermacentor silvarum
Lineage: Eukaryota; Metazoa; Arthropoda; Arachnida; Ixodida; Ixodidae
Exons: 5
Coding region: 305-1288 (327 amino acids)
Source: RefSeq, a predicted model, not a curated record
GGUACAUAAACAUGGCUCCCUACAUGUUUAGUUUGCCUACAUGACUUUUAAACUGAAAUGAAUUCUGAGGUCUUACGGGCCAAAACGACGAUAUGAUUAUGAGGCACACCGUAGUGGGGUACUCCAGAUUAGUUUUGACCACCUGAGGUUCUUUAAAGUGCAGCCAGUACAUGAUUAGUGAAAACGCCGAUUGCAGGCUGGCGUAGGCUGCGUGCGCAUCUUAAACGCAGCUCGCCAUAAAAGCGCAAGAGCGAUGGAGUUCAGUUUUGUGUUGUGCACGAACGCUAGUCUUUAAGCCAUCGCGAUGCCUUUUGAUGUCCCACAUGUUCCACAGCCGGCUGUACGGUUCCCCAUCCGCCUACGUCAGACCCUUGUACCGUCAGCGGAAGGAUUUAGGGCUACGUUCUUUCGACAGUACGCAUCACUGAAGUCGCGAUCUGCCUUGAUUGCUGCGACAUUGGCAAUUGCCGAAAACACCGUAGCUUCCGUCAUUCAAUGGUGCCAUGAAGCAGCGCGGGCUGCUCUGUCCGGCUUAAGCCCUCGCCUGGUGAACACGGACACGACCGCCCCCUGCGGAGGCGCCAUCGCGAAGGAUCAGCGGGCGCGGCGUUCGCGCCCGCUCGAGGACGGGUCCCCCGGAGUGGUCCCCCACAAACGCAGGAAGACUGCAGGAGAGCGAUGGCAAGGACAUGAACGGACCGAAAACUUGGGAGCCACGGCGUCAGCUGCACUGCGCAUGGCCGCUCAACCCUCGGAACUCGUGGAAGCGAUAAGCCAUCUGCUGUCUGUGUCGACUCGCCGAGCUUUCAGUUCGGUGCACGCAGCGCUUGACCAGUUGAUCUCGUUUUGCAAUCCUGGUCAAGGCGUUGACGUCGCCGAUGUGCAGUCGCUGGCCACGCAGUCUAUUCACGUGUUGGCGAAAGUGCGCAUUGCUUUGGAGCUCCAGUUGUCUUACGAGACCAACGCCUUCGUGCGCAUUGGAGAAAUGUUCCUCAGUUACCUGGAUGUCACCAUCUUUGCGCACCGCAUCUUUUCCGCAACUGCGCAGACACCGGAAGAACUGCGCGGCGUCGCAGAGGAGCACACCUUGCUGAGGUCCUGGGUUUCCUCGACAGCACCGUCAAGCCUGUUGCGUGGCCUCUCCAGAGACUUCCACACUUUGUACCGUGCUUGGUCACUCAGGAGGACGCUGUUCUCAGUUUCCGACUUGUCAGCUUCCUCGUCGGAUGACGGCAUGGAGGCUGACGUUUUAAACCCUAACGGUGACGCCUUUAAAGCAGACGACUAGCCUUUGCUUGACUGUUCUCCUGUAGAACUUUUGCAGCAGUUAUAUCGUUAAUAAAACGUAUUCUCAAUUUCGGA